Molecule: messenger RNA, 3340 nt
Organism: Manis pentadactyla (Chinese pangolin)
Lineage: Eukaryota; Metazoa; Chordata; Mammalia; Pholidota; Manidae
Gene: LHFPL3
Product: LHFPL tetraspan subfamily member 3
Exons: 4
Coding region: 330-1025 (231 amino acids)
Biological process (GO): sensory perception of sound
Cellular component (GO): plasma membrane
Source: RefSeq, a predicted model, not a curated record
CGCGCUCGCGCGCCUCGCUGCCCCGCGCGGGAUUUGCCGCCCUCAGCUGCAGCAGCUGCGGCGGUGGGAAGAAGGGUGGAGGGCGGUGAGGAGGGCUGGGGCCCGGGCCAGCAGGGAGGGGGGCCGGGAGGCAGUGCCAGGCGAGUCGGAGGGGUGCUCGGCGCUCCCCCGCCCUCCUUCCGGGGGCCAGGAUGCAGACUCUGAAACUGGCGCUGCUGGGCUGAGGCGGAGGCAGGGGAGUUGCAGCGCGCGCGUCUCGGUGAGUGUGUCUCCUGAGCGCGGAGGGGCGGGGGAGGCGGAGGCCGAGGAGGAGGCGGAGGAGGGGGAGAAUGCCCGGAGCCGCCGUCGCUGCCGCCGCCGCCGCCGCGAUGCUCCCGGCUCAGGAGGCUGCCAAGCUGUACCACACCAACUAUGUGCGGAACUCGCGGGCCAUCGGCGUGCUGUGGGCCAUCUUCACCAUCUGCUUUGCCAUCGUCAACGUGGUGUGCUUCAUCCAGCCCUACUGGAUCGGCGACGGCGUGGACACCCCGCAAGCCGGCUAUUUCGGGCUCUUCCACUACUGCAUCGGCAACGGCUUCUCCCGGGAGCUGACUUGCAGGGGCAGCUUCACGGACUUCUCCACGCUGCCCUCGGGCGCCUUCAAAGCCGCCUCCUUCUUCAUCGGCCUCUCCAUGAUGCUCAUCAUCGCCUGCAUCAUUUGCUUUACCCUCUUCUUCUUCUGCAACACGGCUACCGUGUACAAGAUCUGUGCCUGGAUGCAGCUCACCUCCGCUGCCUGCCUUGUGCUUGGCUGUAUGAUUUUCCCUGAUGGCUGGGAUUCAGAUGAAGUAAAACGGAUGUGUGGAGAAAAGACAGACAAGUACACUCUUGGGGCCUGUUCAGUCCGCUGGGCGUACAUCCUGGCUAUUAUUGGGAUUUUGGAUGCCCUGAUCCUCUCCUUUCUGGCAUUUGUGCUUGGUAACCGACAAGACAGCUUGAUGGCAGAGGAACUGAAGGCAGAAAACAAAGAUGAUGGCAAUGCGUAAAGCAAACUAAGGUAGUGUGAGACCACACGGCUUCUGCUAAGCCAAUAUUCUCUAGAAUGAGCACAAAACAAAUCAAAUAACAGCUAAACAAAUCGAAUAACAGCCUUUGUACAUCAACAUCAAGGAGGAAGACUCUUGAGAGAGAUCAGAGUACAGAGAUGGACAUGGACAAGAGUGAAACAUCCACUUGUCCAGGCACCUUCUGAAUCUAGAUCGGCAGAGAUGGGAGUGAUCUCCUGGAAGGACAUGUGAUCAUGGAUUGAACACCAGCUCAUUGGAACUAUCAUGGAAUAAGAUAACACUCAUGAGAAAUCACAUUCAGGAACUAUUUUAAGGCAGAAGAAUAUAAAUGUGCUAGAAUUAACAUAUAAAAUAUAUGUACUGAGGUUUGUAAACUGUUCUUUUUUAAUCAGACUGAAAACAAAAAGCUUUAAUCUUUCAACAUAAUUUUAAAAAAGGCAGUCGAUCCUAAAUUAUUCCUAUCUCAAUAGCCGAGAGGCUAAUCAAGCAUCCUUUGUUGAGGAAACAUCUUAGAAAAUGCCUCUCAGUAGUUUCGCAGGAGCCAGGACUUUUGGUUCCCCAUCUCUGCUGUGCAUUUGUUUCACUGUGUAAUUAGUUACAACCACUCAGUUAAGAGAUGUAACGUUUCAGACUUUGAGUCUGUGUUCAGUUGAAUGUCUGUACAAGUUAUCACUGAGAAAGUAUUUCUGACAUAGAUUAUUAGUCCAUCAAGCUGUAUAUUACAGGAGGCACAUCUGUACAUCAUAGGUUCGCAAGCAACAUAGAUUUCCCUGUCUUUCAGGAAAUAGCAUCAAGGAAUUCCAAAAUGCGUAGAAAGCUCAUUUUCACUUUGGAUGCUCAUACUAAUAUAUAGGCUGCUAUCAAAUAAACACUUUUUCUAACUCUCCCUAGUAUAUGCAUAGGAAUUUAAUAUACUUUAAAAGUCAGCAUCUAAAAUAUCUCUUUUUUUUUCUAUUUCUUUGCCAUACAUGUCAUCAGAAACCCUCACCCUUUCUCUUCCUUACUGACAGACACUCAUUUUUGUUAAAAAAAAAAAAUCAUUCCUUAAACCUAUUUCUAAAUGAUAGUAAGUGGUACUAACAAAAUAAAUAAUAAUUUAAUAGCCUUAGAAAUUAAUGAAUAUAUACUUAUACAGGUCAAAGAAACUUGGUAGGAGUAAGUUGCCUUUUUGUUUACUAAUGUCGGUUUGAAAAAUACUCCUUUUUUUUUUCUUUUUUAGUUGACUGGCAUUUAAAGUAGUUGUUACAACUGCUCAGUUGUCUUCAGUAAUCUUUUGCUCCCAGGCUUCCCCCACCAUCACCCUUACAUGUGCUGUCAAUACAACAGAAAAACAUUCAAUAUUAAAGUAGCCAAUUGCUUGAGAAUGAAAACACAAACUAGAAUGUACAUGUAGGGGCAAUCAUGGUAAGCCAAACCAUGUUCCAUACCUGAACAGAAAACAUGGAUGUGUAGGAUGCCUUCAUUUUUCAGCUAAAAUUAAGAUCAAAUUUGCAUAUAUCAUUAGCAUAUAGAGAACACUAGACAGAGAAUAACCCAAGUACAGAUCACGGUUGAUUCCCUUACCCACUGUCUAGUAGGACCACACUCCUAUUUUGCAAGAUGUUUCUGAUCCUAGCCAUCCUUUCACCAUGAAUGACAUUAUGUUUCAAAUGGCUAAAAGCGUGAAACGCAAUUCACAAAAUGGGGAUUUUCUAGAGAGCCAAAUUAAAGAAUACUUAUUAUUUCCAAAGUAUUAGCCCUUCUAGGACUUAUUUGUUGCUUUAAAUAUUAGCUCUCCCACUGCAUUCAGAACACCCUACUUAACUAAAUUUAACUAAAGUUACACACAACUUUUCAAGAAUUCAUCUUUUAUUUAAAGGGAGAUACCUCUCUACAACAAAAAAUAGAAGGUAUUGGCUUUCUCUAAUCCAUGUAAAUUACAGAUUCCACUGGGAGUCCCAUCACUAACAGUGGUGUUUCUGAAAAUGAAAAAGUGCUUCCAAUCCCCAUGCAAAUGUGUUUUAAAAGUUUUUUCCAUGAAACCUAAGUGUAAUUUAGCAUACCACAGUGCUCUGAAGAUGGAUCAUUGAUGAUGUACCAUUUUGUACAUAGGUAAUACACAUGUAAAUCACUAAAUAUUAAGUAUAAGAAGUAUGUUUUUAUCUUUUUUUUUAAAAAAUGACUCCCUUUUUCAUUCUGUUCUGUUGUAUUGUGUCCAAAAGUUGUGUGUAAUUUUUUUAAGGUCCAGGAAAUGUAAAGAAAUUUGUUGGAAUACCUAAAUUUCUGUAAAAAAUAAAAAUAAAAAUAAGAUUUUG